GCACCAACUGAGCCACGAAUUCAAGUCUCCUAUCUACGGCCACCACCAUCCAAUCUUGAAUCUUGAUUAGUAAAAGCAUUAAUUAAACUAGAGCUCCUACGGGCUACAGGCGCGCGCACACCGGAUCGCGAAGGAUGAGUCCUGCCCUGCCUCAAACACAAGGGAAAAUCCUCCCAGAUGCCUGGGACUACAAAGGCCGUCCGGUCGAGAGAUCUAAAACCGGUGGCUGGAUCGCUGCCGCCAUGAUUUUAGGUGGGGAGGCAAUGGAAAGGUUAACGACGCUGGGUAUUGCCGUCAAUCUGGUGACUUAUUUGACUGGAACCAUGCAUUUGGGCAAUGCUACCUCCGCUAAUAUUGUCACCAACUUCAUGGGCACCUCUUUCAUUCUCUGUUUACUCGGUGGCUUUAUUGCCGACACCUUUCUUGGCAGGUAUCUCACGAUUGCCAUCUUCGCCACCGUUCAAGCAACUGGUGUCACAAUCUUGACAAUCUCGACCGUGAUUCCCAGCCUCCGUCCACCCAAAUGCGCCGCGGACACCGUUCCGCCCUGCAUCCCCGCAAGCGGCAUGCAGCUAAAAGUUCUUUAUCUAGCGCUGUACCUCACCGCCCUCGGCACCGGUGGUGUAAAAUCGAGCGUGUCGGGCUUCGGCUCAGACCAGUUCGAUGACUCGGACAAAGAAGAGAGAGCCCAAAUGAGUAAAUUCUUCAACUGGUUCUUCUUCUUUAUAAGCAUAGGCUCACUCCUGGCCGUAACCGUUCUUGUGUACAUCCAAGACAACCUUGGGAGAGAAUGGGGUUAUGGAAUAUGUGCGUGUGCCAUACUGCUCGGCUUGGUUGUGUUCUUGUCGGGCACGAGGCGGUACCGGUUCAAGAAGCUCGUCGGUAGCCCGCUUACGCAGAUUGCUGCGGUUUUUGUCGCUGCGUGGAGAAAGAGGCAUUUGGAGUUACCUUCGGAUAUAUCGUUGCUGUUCAACGUCGAGGACUUAAAAGGCGAGGGACAGAGGAAGAAGAAGCAGAGUUUGCCACAUACCAAGCAGUUCCGUUUCCUGGACAAGGCAGCAAUCAAGGACCAGGAAAUGUCUAGUAGUUGGAAUACCAGUAGUACUGCAGUAAACAAAUGGUAUCUUUCAACCCUAACAGAUGUUGAAGAAGUGAAAUUGAUCCUCAGAAUGUUACCCAUAUGGGCCACCACUAUCAUGUUUUGGACGAUCUAUGCUCAAAUGUCCACAUUCUCAGUCUCUCAAGCAACCACCAUGGACCGCCAUAUCGGCUCGUUUCAAAUCCCCGCAGCUUCCCUAACAGUCUUCUUCGUCGGCAGCAUUCUCUUGACUGUCCCCCUUUACGACCGAAUCAUUGCUCCCAUUGCAAGGAAAGUGCUUAAAAACCCACAAGGUUUAACCCCAUUGCAACGCGUAGGGGUUGGUCUCGUUUUCUCAAUGUUUGCAAUGGUGGUAGCGGCACUCACUGAACUAAAGCGUUUGCGAGCCGCAAGAUCAUAUGGUUUGUCGGAAAAUCCAACCGCAGAGAUCCCAUUAAGUGUGUUUUGGCUGGUUCCGCAGUUUUUCUUUGUGGGAUCAGGGGAGGCCUUUAUGUAUAUAGGGCAGCUAGAUUUCUUCCUGAGGGAGUGUCCAAAAGGGAUGAAGACAAUGAGCACAGGGCUGUUUUUGAGCACACUUUCGCUAGGGCUUUUCGUUAGCUCUGUACUGGUUAGUAUCGUGCACAAGGUGACAGGGAAAAGGAGGCCGUGGCUAGCGGAUAAUCUCAACCAAGGGAAGCUUUACGAUUUUUACUGGCUUUUGUCAAUCUUGAGUGCUUUGAAUUUGGUCCUAUUUUUGGUUUGUUCUAAGUGGUAUGUGUACAAGGACAAGAGGCUUGCGGACGAGGGUAUAGAGUUGGAGGACCUGGAGCCUACUUGCCAUGCAUAACGGUUUGACCUGAUCUCUCUUUUCGUUUGAGUUUUACUAUGUACGUACGUACAUACAUACAUACAUAUAUAUAUAUAUAUAUAUUUAUAUAUAUAAUCAGCCACUAAAUUGACAUGGAUCAUAAUUCACAUGCAUGUCUAGAAUGCUAAGAGUCUAAGACCGGCAGACGCAAUUUAGAGGUGGUCUCGCGUGCAUGCCACCCUACCCAAACUGGGGGCCGGGAUAGCCACACCUUUGUUUUGGAGAUUUUCUUAGUUUCUUAACUUAUUCCAUGCAGUACGUAGCUAGAUUGCCCACUUGAGUUUAUGAGAUAUGUACAGCAAAACUUUGUGUAGUAAAAGUACUUGUUGUACUA
This is a messenger RNA of Juglans microcarpa x Juglans regia, 2280 nucleotides long. RefSeq names its product protein NRT1/ PTR FAMILY 6.3-like. Gene Ontology annotation, biological process: oligopeptide transport; transmembrane transport; response to nitrate. The record is from RefSeq and is a predicted model, not a curated record. Bases 135 to 1925 code for a protein of 596 amino acids. The transcript is spliced from 5 exons. Gene Ontology annotation, cellular component: membrane. Lineage: Eukaryota; Viridiplantae; Streptophyta; Magnoliopsida; Fagales; Juglandaceae. Gene Ontology annotation, molecular function: nitrate transmembrane transporter activity.